This is a messenger RNA of Spodoptera littoralis (African cotton leafworm), 3219 nucleotides long. Lineage: Eukaryota; Metazoa; Arthropoda; Insecta; Lepidoptera; Noctuidae. The record is from the annotation of a GenBank genome assembly.
AUGGGUAUGAUUUGGAAAUCCGCCAUGCCUUUACUGACCACGUUGGCCGCUUUGGUGAUUAUAGUACAUUCUGCAGAAGAAGAUUUAGAGGCAGAGUAUCGACAUGACUUGAGGCCUAGAGCAUUGGAUACAGGAGCACCUAAUUACGAUCAGCCAUGGAGAGGAAUGGAAGCAGAACCACCGUUACAAGAACCACGGACUGCAGAUAAUUGGGAUAACGACUCACCAGACGGACUUCCGAAGCGUCGCAGAAUUGGCCGUAAACGAAAACGUCGUCCACAAACAAGUUCAACUGAAGACCUCAUACCACAGGAGAGAUUCGCUUAUCCUGAUGAAGCACCUCGACCAUAUUUCGACGUAGAUUUUGAUAACACUCGCCAAACCACCGAAAUGCCUAAGAGAAGACGAAAGAAACCAGAAAAUAGACCGUCCCGAUGGACAGAUGACGUCGUAGAGUUGGAGAGACCCAUGAGAAGGAGAGGACAGCGUAGAAAACGACCGUCACUUGACAAAUGGCCAGAAUUAAGUGAAUUCAGCCAAGCUGUACCACCACAACUUAACACAGAACCAUUGGAACAUCACAAUGUUGAUGAUAUGAGAGCAGAAUUACGAAGAGAUGCUCCAAUAUACGAAAAUAAAAAAGAAUUAGCAGAACUAAGCCCAACUAAAAUAAAAGUAGAAUUUGAUCAGCUUGGAACUAACAUCGAAUUUCCUUCGGUUGAUGAUAGGGAAGCUGUUGUUGAGCCUAAAGUUCAGCUGGUCGAAGAUAAAUCUUUAUCAGAAUUUUCAUCAGAAAAUGUAGGAAUGGCACCGUUAAGACCAAUGAAACGAAGUCAAAGUGUAAGCUCUCAGGAUCAACAUAACAAAACACCAGUUAGCAAGAAACUUGAUAAACCACAGGAUAGCAACUUAAUGGACCCAUUAACAUUAAAAGAUAUAUUAAAGAGAUCGAAUGGUACCAGUCUAAGUGAAAUAUUGCAACAACACAAUUUAUCAUUGACUGAUUUGCUUAAUGGUAAACAGCAUGCAGUAUCAAUAUUUAAGUCACCUGAUUCCUUAGAAAUCCAAAAUAAAAAUCCAACAGAGCCAAGAAAUGAUAUGAUAGAUAAUAAACAAGAUAUACGCGAGAAAGAAGCGGAAGAACAAACUUUGGUUAAUGUUGAAACGAAAUAUGCGUCUCAGCCAGCUGUGGAAUAUCCUACACCUGAUGAAACACAAACAGAUAUCCCUAAAAAAGAUGAGGAUGAAGAGAUCACAACCACUUUGAAACCUGUAGAACCUACUCCGAAAAUUUCUACAAGACGUCGUUUCCCAAUUGGAACGCGAAAGAAACUACGAAUGAGACCUAUGUUAAACAACACGUACAAAGGACAACUAAGUAGAGAUUUAGUAGCACUGAACUCCAGAAAGUACUCACAUCACAGAAGAAACGUCACAAAAUCUAGGGAAUGGAAGGAUGUCCUACCUAUGAUGCAGAAUAAUACUAAAGACGAAAAGAACACCACCACAAUUGAAAUUGAAACUACUACUGCUGCUGUCAUAAUCGAUGAGAGUACCAUAGCUAUUGAAGUUAUUAUCAACAAUAAUUCAUCUGAAGAAAUAAAUAUAGAGGAUGAUCAAAGCAACAAACUAGAUGACGUUAAUAUGGACAUAACAGAAACUACAGUUACUACAGUUACUUAUAUAAAAGAAACUACAACGGAAACACCUAAGCCGACGACAGAAAAACCAACAGUAGUAGUGAGACCUGCAGUUAAUACAUCAGGACUAAGACGACAAGCAUUCAAUAACAGAUUAAAAAGGAAACGUUUGAAGCAUAAGAAUGCUACGACGGAACCUCCACAAGACGACCUUAUAAAACACCUGUUUGGACUGGGUAAUUUAGUGUCAUCUUCUGAAUUCAUUGCAAGGACACAAGGCCCGAAAUCAGUUGAAGAAGACACUGAUACAACUGCAUUAGACGAUUUUAUUACAACUGAAAGUAGCCGCAACACAGAAAUUGAUCUUGCACAGUCCACAAUCAAAGUAUCAACAUUUGUGACACAACCACCCAGUGCAACAGAAGAAACUGCCAAAAUAGAAAUUGAAGAAAUUCUUAAUGACACUCGAACGAGUGCCAAGUUAUCCAAGAUAUUAAUGGAACGAAAUAUGACACUAAGCGAAUUAGUGGAGCAUAGGGAACGUGGAUCCAGCCAUGUGCAUUUGGCUGACAUAUUCCACAACGCAUCUCGGGAACCUAACCCACCAGAGCCGUUCUUAUCUAAGUCUCUUUUAGAGCCGAUAUCAAAAGAGACUUAUCCAUUAAGGGCUCUUCUAGAUGCAAAUUUACAUGAUCCAAAUACUAAAAUAACUACAGACGAACCAACCAUGAUAAAUAACGUACACAUUCCUGUAGUAAUGGACUACCGCAAUAACGUUAACGAAAAUGCAGAAAACAUGGGCAUUAUGUCUUUAUUCAAUAACUACACCAAGACAGGGAAUAAAAGCACAUCGAUGAAUGAUUCUGAAGGAAAACCUUAUAAGACAAGUAUACUCACCGCUGAUAUCACAAAUGCAACUAACGUUAGCGAUACAAACAGAGAAGGGCGAGUUCUCAAAGUUGAUCAAACCGAAAGUCAAGACGAUGUUGUUAGUUGGAAUGAAAUAUUCUCCUUGAUGGGAAGAAAUCACAAUAACGAUACACCUUCGAACACUUUGGAAGGGCUCAAGGACCCAAUAAAACCGUUCAAGAAAAUACGAUUAGAUGAAGACGCAGAUGGCGACGGUCUGAUCGUAUUAGAAGACCUACAACAUCUCACUAACUUUGAAAACAACAUUGCAUCGGCAUCAGAUGAGAAAAUAGAAAUAAAUCCAUAUGAAAGCAGUGAUCCUGUGCACGCAUCAGGUAUUCUAGAUAAAAUACCAAGUCAAACUAAAUCUGUGACCGUUGCUACGGCCAGUAUCGCUGGAUUAGCAAUGGUUUUAUUCUUAUUAACUUACGCGAUGUUUAAAUGGAAACAGCAGAGAUCGGUUAUAAGGAAAAAGCGCAGUUUCGGUGACGAGCGCAUUCCGACGCCAGUAUUCGAGAAUAGGAAAGGUCACAAAAACAACAGUAGUACACGCAGUAUUAGUCCAAUGUUGCAAACAACGAAUAUCUACACAUUAAACACGUUAGACUCACAGAAUGGCAAAGAUUCACCAGACUACAUGUGGGACACUUUGAGAAAACCAUUCCAGUAG